AUGGAGGACCUCAUUAUGACUUAUGUUGAUGAUGAUGGGAGUGUUAGAUUACUACCUGGGUAUAAGUUUGAUCCCACUGAUGAGGUUCUUGUGGAUUUCUACCUGAAGAGGAGGGUCUUUGCUCAACCUCUUCCUUUUCAAAUCAUCCCAAAUUUCAAUGUGUUUCAAACUGAACCUUGGUGCUUGCCAGGAGGAGUUGAUGGAAAGAUUUUCAAUGAACGUAAGUGCUUCUUCUACAACACCAUGUGUCGUGAUCUUGAGAACAUUGACGUGAGAGUUGCUGGGAGUGGUCAGUGGAGAGUUGUAGAAAAGGGCAAAAACAUUCCUAUCCCCCAAAACAAUCUGGUGGUUGGGAGGAGGAACACCUUGAAUUUUUGGGAAAUGCAAGGAGCCUAUGCUAGGAGAACCAAAUGGGUGAUGCAUGAGUUCCGUCUUGCGUUAAUUGCUAACCCAUCUAAGAUGGCAAACUGGGCUAUAUACCACAUCUUUAAGAAUAAGGAUGCAAAGAAGGUGAAGAUUGGAAGAGGGUGUAAUGAGAAAAGCUCCAACGAUAGGAGUGCUGAAGUAAUUGAUUUCAAGGCUGAGAAUGCAGUUUCUCAGAACCUUCCCUAG
Messenger RNA from Lotus japonicus, 612 nucleotides. RefSeq names its product NAC domain-containing protein 83-like. Bases 1 to 612 code for a protein of 203 amino acids. Lineage: Eukaryota; Viridiplantae; Streptophyta; Magnoliopsida; Fabales; Fabaceae. Gene Ontology annotation, molecular function: DNA binding. The record is from RefSeq and is a predicted model, not a curated record. The transcript is spliced from 3 exons. Gene Ontology annotation, biological process: regulation of DNA-templated transcription.